This is a messenger RNA of Cladocopium goreaui, 561 nucleotides long. The record is from the annotation of a GenBank genome assembly. NCBI's taxonomy places the organism in Eukaryota, Dinophyceae, Suessiales, Symbiodiniaceae.
UAUAUCCCCCCCCCUUGACACCGUUGCAGCGCCAUCAGCAUGGCAAGCGGCAAGCCGUCUGUAGACCCUAAGAUGGCAACAGGUGAGAGUCGGGCAAAAAAGAGCGCACCUGAAAUUGUCUUUCAGACCUUCCACCUGAACGGUCUGCCGGACCGCGGCCGUGAGGGCUGGGCCUCCGUCAAGGUCUCCUCGCCGCACUUCGCCGUCAGUGACUCGCCGGUGCUCUUCGAGGAAGGAGCAGAGGAGCCGGCAGGCAGAGAGGUGCGCGAGCUUCAGCAUGUGGUGCAUGCUGCCGCUGAAGUGCAGCGCGCCACGCUUGGGGGACAAGCCGCAUCGGUGACUUUCAUUAGCAAAAGUCGAUCAUCAUCGAAGAAGAACAACGAUGUGAUCUCUCUACUAAGAAAAGGCUGAUGUCCUUCGCCGCAAAGCCGCGAAGCGGCGAGUAGCGGCGGCCAGGGGUCAUGAUAGCAGCAGCUUUUCGUGAAGCGAAAAUUGAUGGAUCCAGCAUGUCCAGGCGCGCAGUCAAGAUGUUUCGGAGAUGUCCGGAUUGGUAUACCCUCU